GCUAGAGGACACAGCUACAUUCAGUGGCGACAGUGACAGGACGUACGAUGUCCGCAUAUAGGUUUCGUGCAGAUCUGGGAUCGUUGUGCGAACGAACACGGAUACACCUGUCGAGAUGGUCUUCACAGCAACCAGUACGGAGGUCGAACCUCCCAGGACUCUCACUGUGAAGGCAGCAAAGGAACUUUUUGUUCUUCCACAAGCCGACCAUAGCAGCGGUCGUCUUCGACCUAUCACGCAUGACCCGUCUAGCAAUGUUGACUUCGGCGCUGAAGUGUACGACAUCGAUCUAAACAACUUCACGUCGGCAGACUUUGAGUUCAUCUCAGAUGCGCUACAUAAGCAUAAGCUGCUGGUCUUCAAAGGACAGCCCGCAAUGCUCACACCACAGCAGCAAUACAAGCUGACAUCGAGCUUCGACCCAGACGAGACCACUGGUGGUUUUGCUCACGGUGCCGAUCCAUACCUCACCACAUACAAUGGUGUUGACAUAUAUGGCCUAGACAAGCGUCCCGCAAUCCCUUGCCAACCUCAAGUUCAUAUUCUGGGCCGGGGCGAGGUACCAAGGAACCACUACCAGUUCCCACCAAAUUUCAAGGUCAAAGGCAUUGACCAUACAGAUUUUCAUUUACCACCACAUAUUCCACAGGAAGAGCGAGAAAGUGGUGCAAGUCGUUUCUACCAGUGGCAUUGGGACGGUUCAUUGUACAAUAUUCCACCGCCAAGAGUAGGCUGCUUGCUCGCUGUGCAAACACCGAGAGGUCCAGAUGUCACCGUCCGCUGGGAUGAUGGCACAGGCUCGGAGAUGACUAUCGCGCCCGGCGCAACCGCCAUGGUUGCCGGCUCUCGUGCGCUUGCCCUGCUCGAUGACGAAACCCGCAACGUGGUAAUGAACUCACGCAUCCAGUACGCACCACAUGCUUUUCAAUGGAUGUCGACGGCACACUCCACUCGACUUGGUCAUCUACUAGAGACCGAAGGCAAGGAGAUGCCACUGGAGAAGCUGUCACUGUGGGAAGAGUCAAAGCUCUGCAUAUACCCAAUGGUCUGGACGAAUCCCAAAACUGGCGAAAAGUCGCUGCAGGUACACGGCCAAGGCGCGCACAAGUUGUACCUGAAGGAUAGUGCAGACGGCGUGGAACGGGUGAUUGAUGAUCUGAAAGAGGUUCGCGCCUUCAUGCAUAAAAUCAUGCGACCUGUGCUCUCGCCAGAGAACAUCUACGCACACAGGCAUAUGGAGCAAGACGUCAUCUUAUGGUACAACCGAGCACUCUGGCAUUCGAUCACUGAGUUCCCAGAGAGCUACGGCCCACGGAUAAUGCAUCAAUGCAAUGUCGCAGCAUCAGAUCAUCCAUCCGGGUGAUGAUGCAAUUACGUUUCACGAGCAUGCGCACACUGCAAGCGGGCGUGAGUGAAAGCGGUUCAUACAUGAAUGCGGCGGGCGAAGUCAUUAUGUGCAUUCAGGAGGUGUGGUCGACUUGUUGUCGGUAAGAAGAUAGGCUGCCCAAACCCACCGGCGGAGCU
Molecule: messenger RNA, 1524 nt
Organism: Baudoinia panamericana UAMH 10762
Lineage: Eukaryota; Fungi; Ascomycota; Dothideomycetes; Mycosphaerellales; Teratosphaeriaceae
Exons: 4
Coding region: 116-1363 (415 amino acids)
Molecular function (GO): oxidoreductase activity
Source: RefSeq, a predicted model, not a curated record